Trichoderma breve is the source of this 399-nucleotide messenger RNA. RefSeq lists its product as uncharacterized. Lineage: Eukaryota; Fungi; Ascomycota; Sordariomycetes; Hypocreales; Hypocreaceae. The record is from RefSeq and is a predicted model, not a curated record. The transcript has 5 exons. The coding region runs from base 1 to 399 and encodes 132 amino acids.
AUGGACGUCAGACAAUUCUUCGACGAAACUCUCCGCCUUUUGGGUGUUGAGGGUGGUGCGGCCGCUUCUGGUAGCGGCGGCGGUGGUGGCCCUGAGCGUGAUGGUGGCUGUCGGGGUGGUGGGAAAGGCGGCAGACGCCGCAGCAAGCCAAAGAAGAAGAAGGAGGGGGGGGAAGGGGGAAAAGAGCAGAAGAAAAGGAAGGAAGAGGGCGGCGGCCGCAUCAAACUCCGUGGGGGGGUUUAUAAAGUCCCGGCAGGUUACCGAGGGGGUCGUGGCGCGGGUGGGACUUUGUCCCGUGAACAAUUACGCGGAGUUUUGGCAUUGGGCCUUGUGCCCGAGGAGAAGAAAGAAGAGGAAGAAGAGGAAGAAGUGACCAACCUUUAUCAAGGACUUUGCUGA